GUCGACGUCUUCUGUUUCUGCCUCCUCUUGCUUUGGUCUACUCUCGCAUGUUCUGAGCACGCCGCGGACUGUUGAACGGGACUUUUCACUAUGGACUAUCUGAAUGCGGGCCUGGACCUGGUGCAGUCGCGCCUCGCGUGGGUCGCGACGGACCCAUUCGAUUGGAAGCUAUACCUCCAGCUGACUUCUUGGGGCGUGUGCCUCUUCGAGUCUUACCUCUUACUUCGCCAGUUCCCGCUCUACUCCAAGACGGAGCCGCCUCCUGUGCUGAAGGACCACUUCAAGGAGGAAGUGUUCAAAAAGAGCCAGGCAUACGGCAAGGACAAGGCCAAGUUCUCCCUUCUCGCCGGCUUUUACAAGCAGAUCGUCGACUCGAUCUUCAUUCACUUCGGCAUGGUCGCCUGGUCGUGGAAAGCUGGUGGAUGGAUCGUCGGCAAGUUCGGUUAUGGGCCAGAGUAUGAGAUCACCCAAUCCAUCGCUUUCGCCUUCACGCUCUUCUUCCUUUCGUCGCUCCCCUCGCUCCCGCUCUCCAUCUAUCAGACCUUCGUUCUCGAGGAGAAGCAUGGCUUCAACAAGAUGACUCCGCAGCUCUUUGUCACGGACCUCCUAAAGUCGUGGGCGGUCGGCUUCGUUAUCGGAGCACCCUUCCUCGCUGGAUUCCUCGCGAUCUUCAAAUGGGCUGGAAGCAGAUUCGUUCCCUGGUUGAUGGCAUUCUUGCUGAUAUUCCAGAUGUCGAUGGUUGUGCUCUACCCGACGGUCAUCCAGCCGCUGUUCAAUAAGCUGUCCCCGCUCCCCGAGGGCGACCUCCGCUCGCGCAUCGAGGCGCUCGCGUCCAAGCUCAAGUUCCCGCUGAAGCACUUGUACGAGAUUGACGGCUCGAAGAGGUCGUCGCACUCCAAUGCGUACUUCUUCGGAUUGCCUUGGAGCAAGCAUAUCGUCAUCUUUGACACGCUCAUCAAGCAAAGCAAGUCUGAGGAGGUCGAAGCGGUCCUCGCACAUGAGCUGGGCCACUGGUACUACAUGCACCCGACGAAGCUCCUUUCGGUGUCGCAGCUGCACAUCUUCAGCAUCCUUGCGCUCUUCCCCGCGUUCCUACGUGCGCCGCCUCUCCUCAGGGCAUUCGACUUCCCGCCUCAGGUCGCGGCGAAGCCCCCAACUAUUGUCGCAUUCUUGUUGUACCAAAUGCUCCUGACACCGUUGGAAGCCGUCGUGGGGAUCCUGAUGAACGCCGUUUCGCGCAAGUUCGAGUACGAGGCGGACCGCUUCGCGUGCGAACUCCAGAACAAGCUGGGGGACUCGAAGAUGGCGGACAUGGGCGACCGCCUCGGGCGCGCGCUGACUGCGCUGCAUGUGGAGAACCUGAGCACCGUUUGGGUGGAUUGGCUGUACUCGGCGUACCACCAUUCGCAUCCGACGCUGACGGAGCGGUUGCGUGCGCUGGAGGGAUACAAGGCCGCCGUGGCUGCUGAGAAGACUGCGGUAGAGAAAAAGGAGUUGUAAUCGCUCGAGUGACACCGAGUAUCUUCUCGGGAGUGGGUGAGGCAGAGGUAGAGUAUGGAACAUCACUCUGUACCUACUUCGCAUACCGCGGGCAUAUUUAUUGGUUAUCCG
This is a messenger RNA of Dichomitus squalens LYAD-421 SS1, 1611 nucleotides long. RefSeq lists its product as uncharacterized. Gene Ontology annotation, cellular component: endoplasmic reticulum membrane. Lineage: Eukaryota; Fungi; Basidiomycota; Agaricomycetes; Polyporales; Polyporaceae. Gene Ontology annotation, biological process: CAAX-box protein processing. Gene Ontology annotation, molecular function: metalloendopeptidase activity. Bases 91 to 1500 code for a protein of 469 amino acids. The transcript is spliced from 8 exons. The record is from RefSeq and is a predicted model, not a curated record.